Molecule: messenger RNA, 645 nt
Organism: Triplophysa dalaica
Lineage: Eukaryota; Metazoa; Chordata; Actinopteri; Cypriniformes; Nemacheilidae
Gene: polr3k
Product: polymerase (RNA) III (DNA directed) polypeptide K
Exons: 3
Coding region: 101-427 (108 amino acids)
Biological process (GO): termination of RNA polymerase III transcription; DNA-templated transcription
Cellular component (GO): RNA polymerase III complex
Molecular function (GO): nucleic acid binding; zinc ion binding; DNA-directed RNA polymerase activity
Source: RefSeq, a predicted model, not a curated record
GCCAAAAACAGUGUGACACACUGACUGUCAUGUGUGUCAAGUAAAGGCCGAAAAUAACCGAUCAGGUUUAUUCCCGUUUGUUUUAUUUACGGGUUGGAAAAUGCUUUUGUUUUGUCCAACGUGUGGAAAUGUGCUGAUCGUUGAAGAGGGUCAAAGAUGCUACAGAUUCGCGUGUAAUACUUGUCCAUAUGUACACAACAUCACGAGGAAGGUAAACAAUAGAAAGUAUCCCAAACUGAAAGAGGUCGAUGAUGUUCUCGGAGGCUCUGCCGCUUGGGAAAACGUAGAUUCCACAGCAGAACCUUGUCCAAAAUGUGGGCAUGCAAGGGCUUAUUUCAUGCAGAUACAAACCAGAUCUGCAGAUGAACCAAUGACAACUUUCUACAAGUGCUGUAGUCCACAAUGUGGGCAUAGGUGGAGGGACUAAAUCAGAUUUUGGAAUAUACAUCCAAUACGAUGCAUUCUGUUUCCAUAUACUGUAAUAAAGGUUGGGAUCCUUAAAACACAAGUUAUCUUUUCACAUGCUUUUGCCAUUUGUUUCCUAAAAUAGAUCAGUUUUGUGGUCUCUAUAUUGUUUACAGACUGUUUGCUCUGACCCAGUGAGGCUUUUGUGAGUGUGUGUGUGUAAAUAAAAAGAGAACUCAC